UCCCUUCAAUCCAUACAGAAAAAAAGCGGUGACGCAGUACACACAAGACCGCUAUUCGUCGCUCAGGAAACGGACUGUGCUCGAGACCGAUUGCAUUAUGAACAAAUUUCGCCUAGGCAUGCGAACAAUUAUGCAUUGCUACUCAAUUUAAGAACAGGCCAUUUAUUUCAGUUGUAAUGCUUAAUAUUAUUGAGAUAUUAGAUUCCGUGUUAGCAGUGAGCUAGCUAGCUACCUAUCAAGCAUCUUCUGACAGUGACAUUUAUGUCUCUGCCUUGUGCUGUGUUCUCCUUCUUGGAAUGGGAUCACAAACUGAUGUUCCGAACAGCUUAGUGAUUCAAACGAACAAAUCCAGAUCCUCCGUCUCUGAGUGACGCAGCUAUGUAUGUGUUUGGGCCCCAUGGUUGACUGCCAGGUGUGUGUAGUGUUUUUAUUCCCCGUGCUCCUCCAUAGCCAAGCCCAGCCCCAUAUCCCCCAGUCCAAAACCCUAGCACCAUAUCCCCCAGUCCAAAACCCUAGCCCCAUAUCCCCCAGUCCAAAACCCUAGCCCCAUAUCCCCCAGUCCAAAACCCUAGCCCCAUAUCCCCCAGUCCAAAACCCUAGCCCCAUAUCCCCCAGUCCAAAACCCUAGCCCCAUAUCCCCCAGUCCAAAACCCUAGCCCCAUAUCCCCCAGUCCAAAACCCUAGCCCCAUAUCCCCCAGUCCUAGCCCCAGCCCGCUUAACCCUGUGUCAGAGUAUUUUGCUUGGACUAUCCCCUGUCUUAAGCCCUAGCCCCAGCUCCAAACCCGUGCACCUUUUCCCCUAGAUCCUUAUCCUUCCUUUCCUCACACCAGCCCCCUUACCCAUUCAAUUCAAAUCACCCACUUCCAGACCUAGCACCAGCCCCACUCCCAACCCUGUUCCCCCAGCCGCACACUCUAUCCGCCAGCCCAACGCUCUAUCCCCUACCCCUCUCUCCUGGCCCACCACCAUCUAUCUCCAGCCCACGUCCAGCCUCCGUACCAUGCUGGGGAGAAACAUGUCCCAGAAGCUGAGUGGGCUGCUGAUAAUCUUGGGGCUGGCGUGGGGGCUCAUGUUGCUGCGCUACACCGUGCAGCAGCCGCGCCACAAGAGCAGUGGCGAGCUACGCCAACAGAUCCUGGAGCUGAGCCGGCGAUAUGUCAAGGUGCUCAACGAGGAGAACCAGAACACACUGGGAGGACCGCAGGGCCCCUCCAUGGCCGGUUAUGCUGAUCUGAAGAGGACCAUAGCAGUGUUGCUGGACGACAUCCUGACGCGCCUGGUCAAGCUGGAGGGGAAGAUGGAGCUAGUCGCCAACACUUCAGCCACUAACUCCUCCCAUCCUGCAGCAGGCUCCCUGGCCUCAGCUCCAGUUGCCUUACACAAGCAGGACACGCCAGGCAACCACCGCCUGGAAACGCCUCGCCUCCCUCCACAAACACCCAACAGACCUCGCCCAGGGGUAUAGUAGUGUGGGUAGUGAUUGAGGCCUUGUUCAAGUAAAAAGUGCAUCCUUUCUUCUUUAGGUAGUCACUGAUCUAAUAAGGAUGGUCAGGUGGUAACUUUCCUUUCGCUUAUCCAUUCAUUUACAGAUCAGUGAUUAGCUCAUGGGAGGAAGAAAAGAGUGAGGAUGUAUUCUAGAUCAUUUAAAACUAACCUAACCCCGAGAAAGGACUGACUGCCUGUACCUUUCCAAUAACUACUUGGUUGAUUGACAUUUUUUUACAUAGACAUUUGAGCAUCUUUUUUAAUACUCAGUCAUGGACUCUUAGGCAUACAUUUUAGAUUCCCUAAUUGUUUUUUCAUGAAAGGGUCUACAAACUGCGGCUGUCUUUGAGGAUGUCUGUGGGCAGCAACAAAGCAUCAACAACAGUAGAGGAAAUGAACAAAUGUUUGUACUCUGUGGAGUCUUCAAGGAAGCUGAUGAUGAAUAUGAAUGGCACAGCCACCCUGAUAUUUUAUCCCUUGGACAGACCGACUACGAAUUUGCUGUACUGCUUCUUUAAAUCUCAUCCAUAUCAGAAGUUGCUCAACUAAAGAAUGCACUCAUGGUAGUUUUGGAAAUUAUGUAUUUGAGUUUGCAGAAGCUCCUGGUGUUAAUAUGUAGAUUUGAAGAGUCCCUUUUUAGCUGUUUUAUAUAUAUAUGAUAUAAAAAACUAUUUAGCUGUUGUACAUUAUACUUUUUUUUUUAAGGAUAAAAGUGAUAAUCCAAAGAAUUUUAUUUGCACUCUCCUUGAAGGCUUCAAAAAUGUAUUUUUACUUUGAUUUUAGAUUGUGUAUAACAAGUCGAAUGUAACUGUCAAUAAGCAGAUGAUUACCAAGUGGUUACAAUUGAUCAAUUCCAACUUCAUCUCUAUCCUCUUUGUCAGUACCCAGACUGUUAGUCCUUGUUGAUUCCCCUUGCAGAUACGAAUGGUUAGGGCCAGGACUUUUUCCUGACUGACCAGUAAAAAAUCUUAUCCCAA
This is a messenger RNA of Oncorhynchus nerka (sockeye salmon), 2463 nucleotides long. It is a transcript of the gene ccdc126, whose product is annotated as coiled-coil domain containing 126. Lineage: Eukaryota; Metazoa; Chordata; Actinopteri; Salmoniformes; Salmonidae. Gene Ontology annotation, cellular component: membrane. The record is from RefSeq and is a predicted model, not a curated record. The coding region runs from base 1002 to 1466 and encodes 154 amino acids. The transcript has 3 exons.